Entelurus aequoreus (snake pipefish) is the source of this 3379-nucleotide messenger RNA. It is a transcript of the gene pkd2, whose product is annotated as polycystic kidney disease 2. Lineage: Eukaryota; Metazoa; Chordata; Actinopteri; Syngnathiformes; Syngnathidae. The record is from RefSeq and is a predicted model, not a curated record. Gene Ontology annotation, biological process: potassium ion transmembrane transport; detection of mechanical stimulus; release of sequestered calcium ion into cytosol. The transcript has 15 exons. Bases 476 to 3196 code for a protein of 906 amino acids. Gene Ontology annotation, cellular component: membrane. Gene Ontology annotation, molecular function: muscle alpha-actinin binding; calcium ion binding; voltage-gated sodium channel activity.
UCGCCAUGACUGUUAAUGUAACUUGAGUCAAAUCAAUGUUUUUUUCUGGGGGGAACAGCGCGAGAACAAGAUGGCUGUCCCAGGACGACACACAAGACUUUUCUCUCUCUUUUCUUUUCACGUAAAACGCAGCGAUUUAAAAACUAACGUUAAACGAACAACUUAAAAUAUCUCUAAGGCACCGUUUUUUAACCAUUUUGGGAGUUAGUUUAAAAGUUUUGUGUGUUUUUUUUGUUUUGUGUUGCAACGACGUCUUGAGCGAGAGUGAUCUUUUUAACACCUAUCAGCAGAUUCGUCAAAUUCAUCAAAGCGUCGUCAAACUAAGUUGAUAUUUUGUCAAGUUUUUAAAAGCUUUUUAUAUUUUUUUUUAAGGAUUUUCUAACUUUUGAGUUUUUUUGGGGGUGGGAGCGUACUCUAGCUUGCUUCAAAACCGACGUGACGUAUGCCUUCGUGGAUGUAGAAGUCGCCGCCAACCAUGAGCUCAUCCCGGGUGAGACCCCAGCAACACGCCGCCCGCUCGCCGCACACCUCCGAAGCGAGCGAGGGCAUCGAGAUGGAGAACAUCCGGCAAGAGCAGCAGCAUCACGGGGACCAGGAGGACCUGGGGGUCUCGGCUGGCACCCCGUCCUCCCCGUCCAGACAAGCCUGGAGCAGGGACAACCCCGGUUUCGAGGCCGGGGACGAGAUCAUGGCAGCCGACUGGCCUCCGGCGAGCCCCGGGAGGAGGUCGGCGUCCACGGCCUCCAGCAACAGCGGCUGCAGCAGCGGCCUGGGAAUCUUCAACGGCGCCGGGGCCAGCCCUCAGCCGCGCCCGGGAGGAGUGUACCCCAGCCCGCGGGGGGACGACAGGCAGCCGGGCAGGCAUGGGCACAGCAGCUGUAUGAAACAAAUACUACAGAAAAUUAGAAUUCUUUGGGGCACGGAGCUGAUGGAGGACAGCGACAGCAGCCGGGAGAGGUACCUCUGGAACGUCCUGAGGGAGAUGCUCACUUACAUCGCCUUCCUCGUCACCGUCUGCGUCUUGACGUACGGGAUGGUGAGCACCAACAUGUAUUACUACACCAAAGUCAUGUCGCAGCUGUUCCUGGACACGCCGCUUUCCGCUGGAGAGGCAGCCACUUUUAGGAGCCUUUCAACCGUGGAGGAUUUCUGGAAGUACACAGAGGGCCCUUUCCUGAAGGGCAUGUACUGGGAGGUGUGGUACAACAACAAGAGCCUGCCGGAGAACCAGAGUCUCAUCUUCUACGAGAAUCUCCUCCUCGGCGUGCCGCGUCUACGCCAGGUCAAAGUUCGUAACGAGUCCUGCAGCGUGCACGAAGACCUGAGAGACCGAGUUCAGGACUGCUACAACGUCUACACGCCCGCCAACGAGGACACCGCCCCCUUCGGGCCCAAGAACGGAACGGCGUGGAGACACACGGCGGAGGGCGGCAUGAACGGGAGCAGCUACUGGGGCCAGGUGUCUAAAUACGGAGGUGGAGGGUACUACCAAGACCUGUCCCGUACCAAAGAGGAGUCGGCGGUCCAACUGCAGUUCCUCAAGGACCACCUGUGGCUGGACAGGGGCACCAGGGCGGUCUUCCUCGACUUUGCCGUCUACAACGGAAACAUCAACCUUUUCUGCAUCGCCAGGUUGCUGGUGGAGUUCCCCGCGACCGGCGGGGUCGUGACCUCCUGGCAGUUCCAGAGCGUGCGACUGAUCCGAUACGUGAGCAGCUGGGACUACUUUGUGGCUCUGUGCGAGGUCAUGUUCUGCCUGUUCAUCCUCUACUACGUGGUGGAGGAGGCGCUGGAGAUCCGCAUCCACCGCCUGCAUUACUUCCGCAGCUUGUGGAACUGUCUGGAUGUCGCCAUGGUGACGCUGAGCGUAGUGGCGAUCAUCAUGAACAUAACCAGAACGGCCAUGGUCGGGCAUCUUCUCAAAAGCCUGCUGGAGAACUACACCACUCACCCCGCCUUCGAGCCUCUGGCCGACCUGCAGGUGCACUUCAACAACGUGGUCGCCGUCAUCGUCUUUUUUUCCUGGCUCAAGCUCUUCAAGUUCAUCAACUUCAACAAGACCAUGAGUCAGCUGACAGGCACCAUGUCUCGCUGUGCCAAGGACCUCGUGGGCUUCGCCAUCAUGUUCUUCAUCAUCUUCCUGGCCUACGCCCAGCUGGCCUACUUGCUCUUUGGAACCCAGGUGGACGACUUCUGCACCUUCCAAGCCAGCAUUUUCACGCAGUUCCGCAUCAUUCUGGGGGACUUUGAGUUCUCCGAGAUCGAAGAGGCCAACCCUGUACUGGGACCCAUCUACUUCACAACGUUUGUCUUCUUCAUCUUCUUCAUCCUGAUGAACAUGUUCCUGGCCAUCAUCAAUGACACCUACUCGGAGGUGAAGGCGGACAUGUCUCAGCAGAGGUCCGACAUGGAGAUGAGCGACCUCAUCAAGAAGGGUUGUAACAAAGCCCUGAUGAAGCUGAGGCUGAAGAAGACGGCGGUGGACGACAUCUCGGACACUUUACGUCAGGCUGGGGGGAAACUCAACCUGGAUGAACUACGACAGCACCUGAAAGGGAAAGGCCACACGGACGCUGAGAUCCAGGCCAUAUUUGCCAAGUACGACCACGACGGCGACCAGGAGCUGACGGAACACGACCAUCAACAAAUGCGGGACGACCUCGAGAAGGAGCGAGAGGACUUGGACCUGGAGCGCAAUUCUCUGACCAGACCCUGCAGCGGGCGGAGCUUCCCGCGCACCCAGGAAGACUCCGAGGAGGACGACGACGAGGACAGCGGGCACAGCUCGCGUCGACGGGGAAGCAGCUCGGGCGGCGUCUCCUACGAGGAGUUCCAAGUGCUGGUGAGACGCGUGGACAGGAUGGAGCACUCCAUCGGCAGCAUCGUGUCCAAGAUAGACGCCGUCAUCGUCAAGCUGGAGACCAUGGAGAGGGUGACGCACAAGCGGAGGGACGUGUUGGGGAGACUGUUCGAGGGAGCAAUGGAGGACGAGCGUCAAGGACGGGACACGGACCCCCACGGCGAGCAGGAGAGGCUGGUCAGAGAGGAGCUGGAGCGCUGGGAGUCGGACGACGUGGCCUCGCAGGUCGGCCACCCGCAUCCCGCCACGCCGGUCGGCCCGCGGCCACGCCCCUCCUCCUCCCUGUCCGCCAGCGACGCCCUGGACACGUGCGGUAACGGGACGGGACACGUAUGAAAGAAAGAAAAAAAAGUGCGACUUACAGUUCUUCCAACCAAGUGAAGAUGUUGCCUCACUUUGCACCCCCCGAGUGGUCCAAGACUAAAAAAAAAAGACACUUAAAAAGAAACAUUCCACAGACCAAUCAAAUUGUACAUAAAUUACAUUUCAUGACCAAUGAGAAUACUCACCUCCAAUGCA